AUGGCUGCGACAUUGGAAAAAAUGGAAGUGAUAACUACAAGUGAAGCGGGAACCAUUGAAUCUGACGAGAACCUAUGCUUGGAAGAGGAGGAAUCGUUUUUCCAGGACAUUGAUUUAUUAAUAGAGCACAAUAUUUCAAACGAUGACUUAAAAUUAAUGAAGAAAAUCGGUGUAAAUACCAUAAAAGGAGUUCAAAUGAUUAUGAGAAAGAAGUUACUUCAACUAAAAGGUUUUGAUGAUGAAAAGGUUGAUAAAAUUAAAGAAGCUUGUUGUAAAAUUGCUCUUAAUAGCGGUUUUAUGACCGCCUUAGAAGUAUCCGAUCAAAGAAAACAGAUUUUUAAACUUAGCACUGGGAGCUCAAAGUUAGACAAACUGUUAGGAGGUGGUAUAGAAUCCAUGGCGAUUACAGAAGUGUUUGGAGAAUUUCGUACAGGAAAAACUCAGUUGUCGCACACUUUGUGUGUGACAGCUCAAAUGCCCGGUCCCAACGGUUACUUAGGAGGAAAAGUUAUGUUUAUCGACACAGAACACACGUUUCGACCAGAACGACUUCGAACUAUAGCUGAAAGAUUUAACUUGGACCAAACUACUGUUCUGGAAAACAUUUUGUAUGCUAGGGCCUACAACUCUGAACAUCAAUACGAAUUGCUUAACAGCGUGGCAGCGAAAUUCCACGAGGAAGCCGGCAUCUUCAAACUCCUCAUCGUCGACUCCAUCAUGGCCUUAUUCCGGGUUGACUUCAACGGUCGCGGGGAAAUAGCGGACCGUCAGCAGAAGCUAGGGCAGAUGAUGUCCCGCCUGCAGAAAAUAAGCGAAGAAUACAACGUGGCCGUUUUCUUGACCAAUCAGAUCACGUCCGACUUCAACUUAUUUCCUUCGGAAUCGGAGAAUCUACCGAAACCAGUUGGGGGUAACAUUCUGGCCCACGCUUCCACCACUAGGAUAGCCCUGAAGAAGGCCAAGGGCAACAAGAGAAUAGCCAAAAUCUACGACAGCCCGGACCUGGAGGAGAGCGAGGUCACUUAUGUUAUCACCAAUGGUGGAAUAGACGACCCCAAAGAUUAGGAGGUUCUGUGUUCAAUUUUAUCGCGUCAUGUUGGAAUAGAGUUCCGGUUUUCCAAAUGCGCAUAUCGCUUCGUCAAAUGUUUCCAUUGAUUUUAAUUUGUUUUUUUUUUGCGUUCGUGAUUAAGAAUCGAUAGUAACUUUUAAUAAGUGUAAAGGUUAAUACAAUUACAUACAAUGUUGUA
Molecule: messenger RNA, 1247 nt
Organism: Anoplophora glabripennis (Asian longhorned beetle)
Lineage: Eukaryota; Metazoa; Arthropoda; Insecta; Coleoptera; Cerambycidae
Product: meiotic recombination protein DMC1/LIM15 homolog
Exons: 4
Coding region: 1-1065 (354 amino acids)
Biological process (GO): chromosome organization involved in meiotic cell cycle; reciprocal meiotic recombination; DNA repair
Cellular component (GO): nucleus; condensed nuclear chromosome
Molecular function (GO): single-stranded DNA binding; double-stranded DNA binding; ATP hydrolysis activity
Source: RefSeq, a predicted model, not a curated record